This is a messenger RNA of Esox lucius (northern pike), 2476 nucleotides long. Its product is annotated as guanine nucleotide-binding protein G(i) subunit alpha-1. Gene Ontology annotation, biological process: adenylate cyclase-modulating G protein-coupled receptor signaling pathway. The record is from RefSeq and is a predicted model, not a curated record. Lineage: Eukaryota; Metazoa; Chordata; Actinopteri; Esociformes; Esocidae. The transcript has 9 exons. Gene Ontology annotation, cellular component: heterotrimeric G-protein complex. The coding region runs from base 328 to 1392 and encodes 354 amino acids. Gene Ontology annotation, molecular function: G protein-coupled serotonin receptor binding; GTPase activity; G-protein beta/gamma-subunit complex binding.
AGAACAGGAAACAACACAUUUAACUAAACAGAUCGAAAACGCUGAAUGGAAGCACUUCCAAACCGUUGCUCUUUUCAAAAUUGAGAAUCAUAAAUAGGGAAGAUUGCAUCUAGCGAAGUACUUUUAAAUAAGCAGAUAACCUAAAUCAAAAUAUCUUUGAAGGAAAACCAAUUUAGAAGAACUGCUAAGAAACAGUUUGCUUGGGUACGAGGCAAGCAAGGGCGUGUUUGAUCUCGGAGGGAGACUCCCUCCUUUUAGCUUGUGCAUGGUGUAUUGUGUACAUUUUAUCUUUGUAACUUUUACACAUUUUUGGGAAUCCGGUUGAAGAUGGGGUGUACUCUAAGCAGCGAUGAUAAGGCGGCACAGAUCCGGAGUAAAAUGAUCGACAGGAAUUUACGGGACGACGGGGAAAAGGCUGCACGGGAGGUCAAGCUGCUUCUGCUGGGUGCGGGCGAGUCUGGGAAGAGUACAAUUGUCAAACAGAUGAAGAUCAUCCAUGAGGCAGGCUAUUCAGAGGAGGAGUGCAAGCAGUACAAGGCAGUGGUGUACAGCAACACCAUUCAGUCCAUCAUUGCCAUCAUCAGAGCCAUGGGACGCCUCAAGAUUGACUUCUCAGAUGCAGCUAGAGCGGAUGAUGCUCGUCAGCUGUUUGUGCUGGCGGGAUCGGCAGAGGAGGGCUUUAUGACCGGCGAGCUGGCUGGAGUUAUCCAGCGCCUCUGGAAGGAUGGGGGGGUCCAGGCCUGCUUUAGCCGCUCACGAGAGUAUCAGCUCAACGACUCCGCUGCCUAUUAUCUGAAUGACCUGGACAGGAUAUCCCACCAAGCGUACGUGCCCACCCAGCAGGAUGUGCUGAGGACCAGGGUGAAGACCACUGGCAUCGUGGAGACGCACUUCACCUUCAAAGACCUCCACUUCAAGAUGUUUGAUGUAGGUGGUCAGAGAUCUGAGAGGAAGAAAUGGAUUCACUGCUUUGAGGGAGUCACAGCCAUCAUAUUCUGUGUAGCGCUGAGUGACUACGACCUGGUGCUGGCUGAGGAUGAAGAGAUGAACCGGAUGCAUGAGAGCAUGAAGUUGUUUGACUCCAUCUGCAACAACAAGUGGUUCACAGAAACAUCUAUCAUUCUGUUCCUCAACAAGAAAGAUCUGUUUGAGGAAAAGAUCAAGAAGAGUCCGCUUACUAUCUGCUACCCGGAGUACGCAGGCUCCAACACGUAUGAGGAGGCGGCUGCCUACAUCCAGUGUCAGUUUGAAGACCUGAACAAGAGAAAGGACACCAAGGAGAUCUACACCCACUUUACGUGUGCCACCGAUACCAAGAACGUGCAGUUUGUCUUCGAUGCUGUCACCGACGUCAUCAUCAAGAACAACCUGAAGGAUUGUGGACUCUUCUAGGGUGUGAUGACCAGCUCAGUGACUUUUCUUGGACUUCUGUGACUAGACGGAGGGGGUCGAUCAUGGACACUUCUUAGAUAAUGUCUCUUUUAACCUUUUAACUUAUGUUGAUCUCUAAAAUGUUUUAAAAUGCCAUGUAGAAAAAUGUGUAAAAUAUUUGUACAACUGAACUGUCACUGGCUGGAGUUUUUCACUGUUUUUAAGAUGAUCUUUUGUUUUAACCGGUCAAUUUUUAUUUGUUUUGGGGUUUUUUUAUAAAAAUGGGGGGCCUUUGCAUCUAUGUUUCUUCUUUUAGGAAAGAAAUGGACACUAUUCUUUUAUUUCUGUUUGUUAGGUACUUGUGCCUUUGCAUGCUUUAGUUGCUGUGUUUUUGUUUUUGUAGACAAAAAUGUAAUAGAUGUAUUCACAUGUAAGAGUUGACCCCUGGCCCUCCAAAUAUCACAGUACUUGGUUUCAAGUAUUGUCUAUGACUCUGAAUUUGAUUUUAUGGAAGUUAUUGAAUAGGCCAAUUUUUGACCAACUUGCUCUCAAUAGACCAAUUCACUCUGACACGGACAUACUGUGAGAGGUGUGUGUCUGCUUGCAUGAAUGUGUGAGUGCCUUUAUAGUCGGUGUGUACAUAUGUAUGUACGCAUAUGCAGCUUGGUGUGUAUGACUGAAUGCAUGUGGAUAUAGAAAAACAAAGGGACUUCUUUUCAUACUUUUUUGCAGUCUGUUUUUCUGGACAGCGACUUUUUAUUUAAUGCAGCGUUGUCAUUCGGGAUUCUGUUGCAGAGGUUAACAUUCCAAAAUCAUAAUUUUUUUUAGACAAACUUUGGAAAGAGAAUUACAACUACAGCUUUGUACCUAACGACAGGACCAUAGAUCAAGUACAUGGAUGGACAAAGGGAUGUGGGUUUGUGGAAGUGCACUGUUAUGAUGUUGCAGAUAUGAUUCAUAAUGGUUUCAGGUUACAUAUCCCCCUAAACCCUCCCCCCCACCCCCAUUUCCAUUGCAGGGGGGAUAGUAGUGGACUAAUUUCCAUUAUUUUGCUAAUAAAAGAGUUGCUGUGGUGAAGCCAUGGCAUCCAAUUCCUUCACAAUGA